Closterium sp. NIES-67 is the source of this 1668-nucleotide messenger RNA. NCBI's taxonomy places the organism in Eukaryota, Viridiplantae, Streptophyta, Zygnematophyceae, Desmidiales, Closteriaceae. The record is from the annotation of a GenBank genome assembly.
GUGGUGUCGAUUCACGACGGCUACUUGACUCUCUUUGUGCCUCGCCUUGACGUGCAAGGCCAGGACAAGGACAGCAUGGCAGUGCUGCCUCGCAAGCACGUGAGCGUGGAGGCAGAGGAGGCGGAGCAGCAACAGUUCCGGCACAGGCUGCGAGUGAGAGUGGAGACGGGGAUGGCAGGCGAGUGGCACCAACUGACCUCAUGGGGAAUGCAGGGGAUGCUGCUGCUGCUGCUGCUGCUGCUGCUGCUGCUGCUGCUGCUGCUGCUGCUGCUGCUGCUGCUGCUGGUUACGAGGAGGAUGACGAGGAGGAUGAGCGGGAGGGUGGUGGUGGUGUGGGCCAGUGCGGCAUGGAUGAGGACGCUCCUGCAUGCGUCAAGAUAGUGGUGAGCUCCAUCGCUCGCUUCCCCACUCUCAAGAUGGAGAUACUAGCAGAUGCACACCCCUCAGCCGUUGCAGCGAAUCUCAAGAGCCAAUCAGAGGCUGCCAGCUCGGCUAAGCGAGGGCUGCUGGGGGAAGAGGAGGGAGGAGGGGAGGAGGGUUGUGGGGAGAUGGGAGGAGAGGGGAAGGUUGGAGGAGGGAAGAAGUGGGAGCAGGGAGGAGUGGGGGAUGUGGGGAUUACGAGUCAGAAGGACGUAUUUUCUGGGAAGGUUCCAGUGGAUGGCCUGAUUUCAUCAGGCGAUGUGGAUUUUGAAGCGGAUGCUGCUGCGGCUGCCACCGCCGCUGCGGUGGCUGCAGCCGUGGUGGCAGGGGAAGGGGAAGAGGAGGAGGAGGCAGGGGAAGAAUUGCAAGACACAGGAGAUGAGGGAAGGGCAGGGGAAGGGGGAGGACACAAGGGGGGAUGGUGGCGGUGGCGGUGGUGGUGGUGGUGGGUGGGUGGUGGGUGGCGGUGGUGGCGGUGGUGGUGGUGGGUGGUGGCGGUGGUGGUGGGUGGUGGUGGUGGCGGUGGUGGUGGUGGCGGUGGUGGUGGUGGUGGUGGCAGUGGUGGUGGUGGCGGUGGUGGUGGUGGUGGUGGUGGUGGCGGUGGUGGUGGUGGUGGUGGUGGUGGCGGUGGUGGUGGUGGUGGUGGCAGUGGUGGCGGUGGUGGCGGUGGGUUGGGUGCGUUCCGCGGUCGAUGCGGCAUGCACGACUUGAUGGACGCCAUGCGGGCGCUGCACAUGGCGGGAGACUCUACAAGUGUGGUCAGUUCGCCAGCGGACCUUGCCUUCUCUCUCUCACACAGUGGAGCGCCCCCUCAAGGGCCUGCCCCUUCCGCCUCGGCCUCCUCCCCCUCCACUGCCAGUCCACUUCCUCUGCCGCCCGGUGUUUCCAUAAGUGCCGCCCUGCCACUCUCCUUGGGCGAGGAGGCAAGCCUCAAUGGUGGUUCGUCCAUGCGACAGAAGCAGCUGCUGGCAAAAGCGGCUCACAUCCGCGCCAUGCUGAACAAGUCUGCCAGAUCAAAUGCAACUGAAAAGCAGCGGAGAAGAGCUGCGAAAGAAGCACUUCUGCGACAGAGAGCUCAAGGUCAAUCGUUAGGAGUCUAUUUUUGAGCCGCCUAAAAGAAAUAGCUGGAAAUUUGCAAAAGAAGCACUUCUGCAACAGAGUGCCAUGAUGAAAGUUACAACGCGCAGUGCAUUGUGAAAGCUUGCUUGGGUCAUCUUGGCAAAUGCAGCGUGCUUCAUUUCAUAUGGG